CUGAGCGCGCCGUGCUCGCAGGUGCGGCAGCCGGAAGGGUCUGUGCUUGCCGACGGGACUGUUAGGCCUUUUAGAAACAUUUCCAUCAUGCCUGACACUCAAGAAGCUACCAACCAACUCUUGGAUAUGAACCUUCAUGAGAAUGAUAAGUCUGUGCCAGUGAUAGAAGGAGGCCUCAGAAGUGAUUCUGAGCAUCUCCGAGCCACUAUCGGAGCCACUGUGCCUACUGGCUUUGAGCAAACAGCUGCAGACGAAGUGAGAGAGAAACUGAAGUCAUCAUGCAGAAUCAGCAAAGACCGGGGCAAGAUAUAUUUUGAUAUUGCAGUGGAAAGUCUGGCUCAGGUUCAUUGUCUGAGAUCAGUUGAUAACUUGUUUGUGGUUGUUCAGGAGUUUAAAGAUUACCAGUUCAAAAAUACAAAGGAAGAAGUUCUAAAGGACUUUGAAGAAUUGGCUGGAAAGCUCCCAUGGUCUGACCCUUUAAAAGUCUGGCAAAUUAACACCAGUUUCAAGAAGAAGAAAGCAAAGCGCAGAAAGACAAAUCAGAGUACAGGUAAAGAGAAGGACAACUGUGGACAAGGAGACAAAGCAGAAGUGAAAGGCAGUAAGAAGUUUGCCAGCAGCACUUCAGAGUCACGUAUCUUGGACUAUUAUGAAAAUCCAGCCAUCAAAGAAGAAGUAUCAACCUUAGUGGGUGAUGUCUUGGCAUCUUGCAAAGAUGAAACUGGUGAAAGCUUAAGAGAAGAAACUGAACCACAAGUACAAAAGUUUAGAGUCACCUGCAAUAGAGCAGGAGAGAAACAUUGUUUUACCUCAAAUGAGGCUGCGAGGGAUUUUGGGGGUUCUGUUCAAGAGUAUUUUAAGUGGAAGGCUGAUAUGACCAACUUUGAUGUAGAGGUUCUCCUGAACAUCCAUGAUAAUGAAGUCAUUGUUGGCAUUGCAUUGACAGAGGAGAGUCUCCAUCGAAGAAAUAUUACACAUUUUGGACCUACAACUCUUAGGUCAACUCUUGCCUAUGGAAUGCUCAGGCUCUGUGAACCUAAACCUACUGAUGUAAUAGUGGAUCCAAUGUGUGGAACAGGGGCAAUACCAAUAGAGGGGGCUACUGAGUGGUCUCACUGUUACCAUAUUGCUGGGGACAACAACCCUCUGGCAGUGAACAGAGCAGCAAAUAAUAUCUCAUCUCUAUUGACUAAAAGCCAGAUUAAAGAUGGAAAAACAUCCUGGGGGUUGCCCAUUGAUGCUGUUCAGUGGGAUAUCUGCAACCUCCCACUGAGAACUGCUUCUGUGGAUAUUGUUGUAACAGAUAUGCCUUUUGGAAAAAGGAUGGGCUCCAAGAAGAGAAACUGGAAUCUAUAUCCAGCUUGCCUUCAGGAAAUGAGCCGUGUAUGUAGACCAGGGACAGGCAGAGCUGUACUACUUACUCAGGACAAGAAAUGUUUUACCAAGGCAUUAUCUGGAAUGGGACAUUUGUGGCGAAAGGUCCAUACAGUCUGGGUGAACAUCGGGGGCCUUCAUGCUGCAGUUUAUCUUCUAAAACGCACACCUCAAGCCUUUGUUCAUCCUUCAGAACAAGAUGGAGGAAGACACUCUCCAUGGUAAAGCAAAGAAUGAAAACGACUAUAGUAUUUGUAGUUCCUAACCAACACUGGACAUAUCAACAUAAAGAACUUGCUUUGAGGGGGAAACAGCAGAAAAGUAACUUAGUAUU
Messenger RNA from Phodopus roborovskii (desert hamster), 1708 nucleotides. It is a transcript of the gene Thumpd3, whose product is annotated as THUMP domain containing 3. The transcript has 10 exons. Gene Ontology annotation, molecular function: tRNA (guanine) methyltransferase activity; RNA binding. Bases 88 to 1599 code for a protein of 503 amino acids. Gene Ontology annotation, biological process: tRNA methylation. Lineage: Eukaryota; Metazoa; Chordata; Mammalia; Rodentia; Cricetidae. The record is from RefSeq and is a predicted model, not a curated record.